UAACCGAGCCGAGCACCCGAAACUCGAGCUUGCCGAGUUGUUUUGCCGAAUCAGUACUUUCUGCUUAUGAAACGUGAAUGCUGUGUUUUUUAAAUUUAAGUAAGUUUGAUGAUAUUUUAUCUAGAAUUAAAUAUUAAUAUCAGCAAAAUACAAGUGAACAUUAGCGCUGGCAAAUGGAUAAAGCUGUCAGUUUACCGAAUCAACCUGAGAAAUCAUGCACAGCCACGUUGGUGGAAUCCAGCAGCAAUCCAAAUGGCCUGGAGCUGGUGAGCUCGUAUCACACCAACCGAGUAGGAGACCCCAUGGACCUGGUCGCUCUGGCUCAGCAGGUUCAGAAGGGAGACGAAUUCGUCCGAGCGAACGCUUGCAACAGGCUCACCGUCAUCGCUGAGCAAAUACGAUACUUGCAGGAGCAAGCUAGAAAGGUGUUAGAGGAGGCUAAGAGGGAUGCUGACCUGCACCACGCAGCCUGCAAUGUGGUAAAGAAGCCUGGAAACAUGUACUACCUGUACGUGCGUGACUCUGGCCAGCGCUACUUCUCUAUACUCUCCCCUAAGGAAUGGGGUUCUAGUCAUCCACACAAGUUCCUCGGGGCUUACAAGCUGGAGUAUGACAUGUCCUGGACUCCGCUGGAAGAUGUUGAGAAACGGGAGGCUGAAAUCAGCGUCAUGGACAAACUCCUGAACAGUCAAACAGCUCUUCCAAGCAGCAAGGGACCAAACUUCGAUGGUCUUCCAAACUGACCAGACUUUGUGUGUGUGUGUGUGUGCAGGCUCAACAUAACCUGAUAUAAAAAUAAAUUAAUUAAUUAAGAUUAAUUUAAACACACAAGAAAUGAUGAUGAGCAUAUAUGGGCAGAGUCUCGUCAUCUGUUUCUGCACUAAAACCUACAGAUUAUUAUAAUCAGACAUUCUAUUUUGAAUAUUUAAAUUAGUCUGAAGUGUUAAGGGGAUCAUUUAUACUGUGGCAAGGAAGGAAGCCAUUUUGGUUUUCUUAGAUAUGACUGGGAUAGAUUUGGGUGUGGGAAUGUGAAGUGCUGUGGAGUACUCGGGUUCUGAUUGGUCAGAAAGGCUUUUCACACUGUGCUUAACCCGGCUUUUACCCCCGGGGAAGAGGAACAUUUCACAUGUGUAAUUUAGAAGCAGGGUUGUGAAAGACGGCAUUUCCUCUGGGUUAUGAAUCUCUGCUCUUUGCUAUUUUACAAUGUUAACUCCACAUCCCGUAGCCAUGAGGUGUUAGAAUGUUAUGGCUUGUUGCAUAGCAACAGACACCCAAUCAGAAAGGUGAAGACCAGAACGUCAUGGAAGUGCAUGUGCAUUGUAGCGAGGGGUAAGUACGUGACGCUGAAGGAAGUUGGAUAUCACCGAACAAACGACUAGUCAACUUCGUGACAAAGAUAACAAAACCUGCUCAGGUACAGAGCAGCAGAACUGAAUUAUUUUUGAUGUUCUAAAUAUGCAAAGAAGAUGGAGGUUAAUUCAGGUCUUAGGAUUGACAGUAUGAACACUGUGAAACCUCACACAACAUAACCCAGGAUUCCCUGUACAUGGGGUUUACUAGGACCCAGGGGAAACAUUUCACAUGCCUUAGAAAGUUUUAAAAUUGGGGUUGUAAUUUCAAGGGAAUUGUGUGAAAUGUUCUGUAAGGAGAUGUUUAUUCCAUAUUUUCUGGAAGAAGCCUCUAGUGUUAGAGCUUUGUAAGCAUGUGGUCAUUAUAUGUCUUAAUUUGUUUGAUCUGCCU
Hemibagrus wyckioides is the source of this 1740-nucleotide messenger RNA. It is a transcript of the gene lg21h1orf50, whose product is annotated as linkage group 21 C1orf50 homolog. The record is from RefSeq and is a predicted model, not a curated record. Lineage: Eukaryota; Metazoa; Chordata; Actinopteri; Siluriformes; Bagridae. The transcript is spliced from 5 exons. The coding region runs from base 174 to 743 and encodes 189 amino acids.